AUGCGUUUGGCAUUCCUUUUUCUGGUAUUAUUACCAUUAUCAUCUGCUUGCCCCGCAGAAUGUAAAUGUUCCGGAUUAGAUGUUCAUUGCGAUGGAAAAAACUUGGCAACAAUACCUGCACAUAUCCCUAUUGCGACAACUAAUCUCUAUUUUGCCGCUAAUGUGCUGUCUACGCUGACUAAAUCAGAUUUUCACAACCUACCAAACCUGCAGUAUCUAGACGUUUCCAACAAUUCGAUCAGAAUUAUUGAUGAGACAUUGAUCGACAGUUUCCCUGGGUUGAAAUAUCUCGAUUUAUCCUUCAAUAAGAUCAAAACCGUUCCCAAGCUGUCUACUGCACCAAACGCCCUCGUGAGCUUGAAUUUGGCCCAUAAUGAAAUCUCAAAAGUGGAUGAUGAUCUGGUGUCAAACAGCCCCUACCUUCAAACUUUUCUCCUUCAAAGAAAUCGCGUCCAGUCUUUGUCUCAUGACUUCUUCAAUGUCCGAAUGGUCCCAACCUUGAAAACUGUGAAAAUGGCUGGAAAUCCGUGGAGUUGUGAUUGCAGGAACAUAUUUGUUGUCGGAAAAUGUUUUUUCCCAAAAGAAUUGCGGAAUAAUGUGUUCAGAAACCUGUCGAUAGAAAACUUGAAAUGUGGAAAACCAGAGUUCAGUCGCAAUGAUGACGGAAUGUACAAAAUGAGCUGCCCAAAUAGUGAAAUGGAACCAUAUCACUAUGAUCCGAUAUUUUUGGAGAAUAAUAAGGAGGCUAGACAUACUGCACAUUUUGCUCGUGACAAAGAUGGAUCUCUUUUAUCCAAUGGACAAUUCACAAGAAACUAUCAAUGUGCUUUUCACCGUCAAAAACAAUCAGCCCACAUGAUGAAGAAAACUACACUUUCCCAAGAAACUACUACAACUACCACGACAACCGAGGAACCAAUGACUACGUCUACUAUGGAAGAGAUUAUGUCUUCAACCACACCUGAAAUGCUUGAUACCACAGAAAUGCCAGAAAUGCAAUCUGGAUCAAUGUUUGUCCACAAACAACCCGACACAUCUUCUCGUGACGGUGAGACUCUGGAACUCAUGUGCGAAGUCGGUGGAGAUCCUAUCCCAACUGUUACUUGGAUGUUUGGAGAUCAGAAACUAAUGGAGUCUCGAAAGCAUAAGUUCACAAAAAAUGGAUCUGUUCUGAAAAUUUUCCCGUUCUUGAACACCGAUGUUGGUCGAUACAAGUGCAUUGCAUCAAAUGACGACGAAUCGGAAACACAUGUGUUCACGGUGUCAUUAAAAGAAAGUGAGCAACCAGUGAUUGUUGAUGCUCCAAUGGAUACCAAUGCGACUAUAGGGCAACAAGUCACGUUGAGGUGUAAUUCUAAAGGAUUCCCAACACCGGAUGUUGUUUGGCUUUUCGAAGGAACAAGAAUCCCUAGAAGAAACACUAGAUAUACGAUCUCUGAUAACAAUGUUGAAUUGACCAUUGAGAAAGUAACUAGGCAUGAUUCUGGAGUUUUCACCUGUCAAGCGGUUAAUAGCGUUGGUUCUGCUGUGGCCACUGCUAACUUACUGGUUGGCGCCGAAUUGACGGAGAAAGUUGAUAAACUUCUUGAUGACAUGACCAUAGAGAAAAUUGCGAAACAAGCGAAACUGAAAGUUGAGAAUGCACUUGCUUCCACAAAAGAUCAAAGGAAGAUGGAUAAGAUCGAAAGUCCAAAUGACUUGAGAAAACUUUUCAAAUUUGCUAUUAACCUCAAGAAAAUGGAUCUUGGAAAGGCUCGAGAGAUCUACGAAGAGAGUAUUCGAUUGGUUCAAAUGCAUAUUGACAACGGUCUUGCCUUCGAAGCGAACAUGAUUUCUCCAAAUGUAUCUUAUGAAGCAGUUCUUCCGGUGUCUUACGUUCAAACUUUGAUGGAAAAGUCAGGAUGUCAAACUGGACAAUUUGCAGAGAGUUGUGAUGACUACUGUUUCUUCUCCAAGUAUAGAUCAUACGAUGGUCAAUGCAACAAUCAAGAACAUCCAUGGUGGGGAGUUUCAGAAAUGGCUUUUAUGAGACUUCUUCCUCCACGAUAUGAGAACGGAUUCAACACACCAGUUGGUUGGGAGAAAGGAAAAUUGUACAAUGGAUAUCAAGUACCAAAUGCUAGAAAAGUGUCAAGAGUACUUAUUGGUACAGACGAGACCACACCACACAGCCACUUGAGUGCGAUGACCAUGCAAUGGGGACAAUUUAUUGAUCAUGAUCUCACUCUUACCGCUCCAGCCCUGACACGUCACAGUUAUAAGGAAGGAGCGUUUUGCAAUAGAACAUGUGAGAAUGCAGAUCCUUGUUUUAAUAUUCAAUUGGAAGCUGAUGACCCGAAACUUCACACUGGACUCUAUCAGAAACAUCCAUGCAUGGAAUUUGAGAGAAAUGGAGCUGCAUGUGGAAGUGGAGAGACUUCACCAAUCUUCCAAAGAGUCACCUAUCGUGAUCAACUCAACUUACUGACAUCGUAUCUCGACGCUUCUGGAAUAUACGGAAACAGUGAAGAACAAGCAUUGGAACUAAGGGACUUGUACAGUGACCACGGUCUUCUUCGCUUUGAUAUUGUCUCCGGAGCUAACAAACCGUACAUGCCGUUUGAAAAAGAUUCCGACAUGGAUUGCCGCCGUAAUUACUCCCGCGAGAACCCGAUUAAAUGUUUCCUUGCCGGAGAUGUAAGAGCAAAUGAGCAGCUGGGCCUAAUGAGUAUGCACACCAUAUUCCUGAGAGAACAUAAUCGUAUUGCUUCAAAGUUAUUGGAAGUGAAUGAGAAUUGGGACGGAGAGACUAUUUUCCAAGAGACGAGAAAAAUCAUUGGUGCUAUCCUUCAACACAUCACCUACAACGACUGGCUUCCAAAGAUUCUUGGAAAGGCGACAUAUGAUACCAUUAUUGGACCAUACAUGGGAUAUAAUCCAGAUGUCAAUCCAACAAUUGCUAAUGAAUUUGCAACGGCAGCUUUGAGAUUUGCCCAUACUCUCAUCAACACCCAUCUUUUCCGUUUUGACAAAAACUUUAAAGAAACCAAAGAGGGACAUUUACCACUACAUAAUGCUUUCUUUGCUCCGGAAAGAAUGGUUUCUGAAGGAGGUGUGGAUCCGUUGCUGAGAGGGUUGUUCGCUGCUCCAAUCAAGUUGCCCAGACCAGAUCAAGUAUUGAAUAAGGAGUUGACAGAGAAGUUGUUUAACAGAUACCACGAAGUUGCCCUCGACUUGGCUGCUCUGAACAUUCAAAGGGGAAGAGAUCAUGGUCUCCCUUCAUGGACUGAAUAUCGCAAAUUCUGCAACCUCACUGUACCCAAGACAUGGACUGAUAUGAAAAAUAUUGUUCAAAACGACACUGUUAUUUCAAAACUGCAAUCUCUCUAUGGUGUACCAGAAAACAUUGAUCUCUGGGUUGGUGGUGUAACUGAAAAACGGACGGCUGACGCACUGAUGGGACCGACACUUGCUUGCAUCAUUGCCGACCAAUUCAAACGUUUGAGAGAUGGUGAUAGGUUUUGGUAUGAGAGUGAAGAGAUGUUUUCUAAAACUCAACUUCGACAAAUCAAAAAAGUGACUCUGUCAAAGAUCAUAUGCACAAACGGUGAUGACAUUGAUAGAAUUCAGAGAGAUGUUUUUGUGUAUCACGGAAACAGCACACAGUUUUACGAGACAUGCGAAUCAUUGCCGGAUAUCAAUUUGAACAUGUGGACUACGUGCUGCGAUGCGAUGUGCUCAUCAAGUUCAACUUUGGCUAGAAAUGCGAUUGGUGGCGAUGAGAAAGCAAAACGGCGGAAGAGAAGACAUCACCCGAAAAAGAGCUGUCAUGAUGAAGGGAAGAGGCGGAAGAGUGGAGAAAGAUGGAAUCAUGCUAAUGAUAUGUGUGUCGAAUGCAUGUGUGAAGACGGCGAAGUGUGGUGUAAGACAAAGGAUUUCUGCAAAUCACGAUCUUAA
Messenger RNA from Caenorhabditis remanei, 3936 nucleotides. RefSeq lists its product as uncharacterized. Lineage: Eukaryota; Metazoa; Nematoda; Chromadorea; Rhabditida; Rhabditidae. Gene Ontology annotation, molecular function: heme binding; peroxidase activity; protein binding. The record is from RefSeq and is a predicted model, not a curated record. The transcript is spliced from 20 exons. Gene Ontology annotation, biological process: response to oxidative stress. The coding region runs from base 1 to 3936 and encodes 1311 amino acids.